CAACGUCGACUUCUCUUCGCGGUAUCGGAGCAGCGUCGUUCAGUCCACGUGCGAAAGCCGUUUCGUCAAAGACCCGAAAGGCGUCUUGGAGUCGGCCUAGUUCGCCGAAGAAGCGACUGGGACUCGAGCGAUCCAAAAGUACGCUGUUUGUUUUAAUUUUCGUUGUUUUUUUAUUGAGAUAUUGGUUCCGGGGUGGUGGAUAAAAAUUGGAAACGUAACAAGGAAGAAGGAUAAGAAGAACAGAGUCCUCAGAGUCCAGUUCCGAAAUACUUUCCUCACAAUGACCGGGUCUUCGUUACCAUACCGCAGUGAAGUGAAAUUCCGAGAGUGCAACGGCGUCAGUUGGUCGUGUUUGAACGAAACCGCGUUUAAAACCGAGGCAAGUAUCCUGAUCUAGUCGGUAACGCGGUGAUACUCGAAAGAAAACAAGGCGACGAACCGGGGGGAGAAAAAAAUAGACACUGAGAAGAUAACGAGGGUUGAACAUGGAAACGGUGAACCUGGAGCACGGAUGCGCCUGAGGAAAAAAUAAAGAUAGGUAAUCCGGUAUUCGAAAAGAAGCGAGGAAUUACGGACAUAGGGAUAGAUAUGUGGGUCAGGAUGAUCAACGGUUUGUUCUUCACGGCCGUGGCGACGGCGCUGCUCGCUUCGGUCGUUGGGCAUCGGCACGAUUUUUACGACAUGGAAAGGUACGCGAGCAGCGGAAGCGGCGAGGAUCUGCUGAACCGACUGAGAACAGCUAAGAAGAGCCCGACGGCCGUGGUGCAGUUCGUGCGUGAAAACCGAGCGAUAGAAACGACCCUGAAGAACAUCGUCGAGCGGGGCGACGCCAAAAACACAAACACUUUCUCGUGGACGAGCAACGGUCGACCGGCCGACAACUUUCCCGAUAAAAAUUACGGCGAUCCGGGUCAAGGCCAGUCGCUGCAGGAACUUCGACCGGAGGUCGACCCCGCCGAAAUACUCGAGGAGCUCAGGAUCGCCGCUGGCAAGGACACCUCGUCUAUGUCAACGUCUUCCGAGCGUCAGGGAAGACGCAGGAAGCUGACCAGUCAGGAACAGGGCGUUCUCCUCGUCGAGGCCCUCAGGAAACGGCGGAAUUAUACCUCCUCGUACGAGGAUCCCAGGGGCCAGAGCUCCACCGUUCAGAACAGCAUCAUGGACAUGCUCGGGAGAAUGAUUCCGCAGACAUGCAAGUACAAGGGUACAAAAUUUGACUGCGGUUUGAGCAUAAGCUGCGUUUUGGGGGGCGGAAGACCCGUCGAUCUUUGCUCAGGCGGUCUGAUAUGGAGUUGCUGCGUCGACGACGACGACAUACCGGAAAAGGAUCCUCAGCCCAGCGUCGGUCUUUUGCAAAACGCCAGCUGCGGAGAAUUGUACACGAGGAGCAAUCGAAUCGUCGGUGGACACAGUUCGAGUUUUGGUAGCCACCCUUGGCAGGCGGCCAUAAUAAAGUCCGGUUUUUUGUCAAAAAAAUUAUCCUGCGGUGGAGCUUUGCUGAACAACAAAUGGGUCGUUACAGCUGCUCACUGCGUGGCGACUUCUCCGAAUAACAAUUUAAAAGUUCGUCUCGGCGAGUGGGACGUGAGAGAUACGGGCGAACGAUUGCUUCACGAAGAGUACAACAUAGAGAGAAAAGAGGUUCAUCCGCAGUACUCGCCAACCGAUUUUCGGAACGACGUUGCCCUGGUAAAACUCUCUAGAACCGUCACUUUCAAGCAACACAUUGUCCCGGUUUGCCUGCCGGCCAGAAAUCUCAAACUCGCUGGCAGAACCGCCACCGUUGCUGGUUGGGGGCGAACAAGACACGGUCAGAGCUCGGCGCCCACCGUUCUCCAGGAAGUCGACGUCGAGGUUAUUCCGAACGAGAGAUGCCAAAGGUGGUUCAGAGCCGCGGGAAGAAGAGAAACGAUCCAUGACGUAUUUUUGUGCGCCGGUUACAAGGAGGGAGGCCGGGACUCGUGUCAGGGAGACUCCGGAGGUCCUUUGACGAUGUCGGUUGAAGGACGACACGUUCUAAUCGGUCUUGUAUCGUGGGGAAUCGGAUGCGGAAGGGAGCAUUUGCCCGGCGUUUACACGAAUAUACAAAAAUUCGUCCCCUGGAUAGACAAAGUGAUGAGUUGAAGUGACCGGAUUUAUCGAGAAAAUCCAUUAUUCGACAAUUAAAUGUGAAACUGUGAACUCGAGUGACUGAUAUUAUACGCAAUUUUAUCCCGCGUGUGCGGAUGUUGAUGAGAAUUUUUUAUCCUUGGCAGUUUUUCGAAGAUUUAUAAUAUCAGAGGCUGACCGGAUCGUUAAUUUUUAAUCGUGUUAAUGACGACUGUACGCGAGGCACGAUUCGUCACAAAAAUACCAAUAUUCUAAUAUGACUUGCGUGAAGAGUAAAUAGUAUUAUUUUACAUGCAAAACUGUAUGCUUUUGACGUGUACGCAACUUUUACCACAACCGUACAUGACGUUAAAUGAAUAAAUAAAUUAUUAUUA
Molecule: messenger RNA, 2483 nt
Organism: Neodiprion fabricii
Lineage: Eukaryota; Metazoa; Arthropoda; Insecta; Hymenoptera; Diprionidae
Product: serine proteinase stubble-like
Exons: 8
Coding region: 589-2124 (511 amino acids)
Biological process (GO): proteolysis
Molecular function (GO): serine-type endopeptidase activity
Source: RefSeq, a predicted model, not a curated record